Rotaria sordida is the source of this 2595-nucleotide messenger RNA. The record is from the annotation of a GenBank genome assembly. NCBI's taxonomy places the organism in Eukaryota, Metazoa, Rotifera, Eurotatoria, Philodinida, Philodinidae.
AUGGUCUCCCUGCAGGAUCGUUCGGACAACAGUCACUUUUGCGGUGGUUCGAUUUUUUCAGAUUCCUAUAUUCUCACAGCAGCUCAUUGUGUUGAUGAUAAAACGCCAGGUAAUAUACUGAUUGUGGCUGGUGUACAUAAUAGGUCUGAUCCACACGGUGUAAGUCGUGAAGUGGAUCGUAUCUAUAUUCAUCCGGAUUGGUCAUCAUUCUCAAGUGAACGUCGACAUGAUAUUGCAAUAUUGCAUUUAUCACAACCACUUGAACUUGCCUCAAAUCCAUUGUUAACACGAACUUGUGUGCCAAAUAUUCAGUUACCAACCAAUAUUGAAAGUUAUCCGAGCAAUGGUACACGUUUAGCCGCAAUUGGCUGGGGUAAUAUAAGACACAGCUGGCUUGAUAAUUCACCUGACAAUCUUCAUCAAGUUCAAGUAUUCACGAUUGAUAACAGUGAUCCAAUUUGUAACAAAUCACUCUAUGAUACACAAGUACAAUUUUGUGCUGCACUCUACGAAGGUGGCAAAGAUACUUGUCAAGGUGAUUCUGGUGGACCAAUCUUACAAUGGCUUGGCGAUCGAUGGGAACAGGUUGGUAUUACAAGUUUUGGUAAAGGAUGUGCCUUGGAAGGCGAUCCCGGUAUUUAUACACGAUUAGCUGCCUAUCACGAAUGGAUUGUAUCUGUUCUAAACGAUGUCAUUUUCCCGGAAGUGACAGAUACUACGACCGAUACAACUUCUGUAAUGACUGGAGAACCUACAGAAAUAUAUGAUUGUUAUGCAACAACAUCGACAUGUGGGUGCAGCUGGAAUAAUGUGCAAAUCAGUCCAUCGCGUAUUAUCAAUGGUGAAGAAGCAAUUCAUAACAGUUGGACUAUGGUAGUUUCAAUUCGUCUAAAUACUUCUCCCCAUCAUUAUUGUGGCGGUACAAUCGUCAAUGAUUCUUAUAUUCUUACAGCGGCACAUUGUGUAGAUGGUUUAUUUCCAUCAAAUCUAUCCGUUAGAGCUGGUGUAUAUAAUCACUCAAGUACAAUGGGAUAUGAUCGUCGAGUCGAUCGUAUUGUGAUUCAUCCAAAUUGGAUUGCAUCGGAUCGUACCUAUCGAAAUGAUAUUGCUCUAUUGCACAUUUAUCCACCACUGAUGCUUGACGGUUGGAUAAAUUUGGCUCAAACAUGUGUACCAAAAUUGAAUUCAUCAGUCAACAUAGUUAAUUAUCCAUUGGCUGGUACACGUUUGGCUAUUGUCGGAUGGGGUUCAAUGCGAACAGAAACAAUUAUGUUACCGGAUAAUCUUCGACAAGCACGUGUAUUUGCUAUGGAUAAUGACGAUCUAAUUUGUCAACGAUCAAUUCAUGAUGCCAGACAACAAUUUUGUACUGAUUCGUUCAAUCGAAGUAAAGGUCCAAGUCAUGGCGAUUCUGGUGGCCCAAUUAUGGAAUGGAAAGGCAAUCAUUGGGAACAGGUAGGCAUCAUUAGCUAUAGUGGUUGUCCAGAGGAAGGUCGUCCGGCGAUUUAUACACGACUUGCCUACUAUUCUGAUUGGAUUGAAUCUGUAGUCCAUGGAUGGUCGAAUACAUCCACACCAUUACCAACUGUUGUCUAUCGAUGUGAUCGAACAUCGACAUGUGGUUGUGGUCAAAAUGAUGUUACUCUGUUAUCAUCUCGGAUUGUUGGCGGUGAAGAUGCUGUCGAAGCUAGUUGGUCAAUGAUGGUUUCACUUCGUUUUCCUGGAACAGUUCAUCAAUGUGGUGGAACACUUCUAUCUGAAUCAUUCAUUCUCACUGCUGCUCAUUGCGUUGUUGGGUUGUCAAUCGAUAGCAUCAUGAACGUCACUGUUGCCGUUGGCAUGACAAAUCGAUCUGAUCCAAGACAAAUCAUACGAGAGAUCGAUCAUAUCUACGUACAUCCAAAUUACACAAGUCAAAGUCUUGAGUUUCAUCAUGAUAUUGCUCUUUUACAUGUCAAAACUCCAUUCGUCUACACUAAUAAUCAACGAUUGGCCAAAACCUGUAUUCACCGAAUUGAUCCACCUGCAUUGACUAUUCAACAUCCGAGAAAUGGUUCACGUUUGGCCGUAAUUGGGUGGGGUUAUUUGAAAAGUGAAGGUUUCUUUCUACCCGAAAUGCUCAAACAAGUCGAAGUCUAUACAAUUGACAAUAAUCAUCCGACAUGUUUGAACUCUAUUUAUGAUACACAAGUGCAAUUCUGCGCAGGAAUUAUGGAAGGUGGCAAAGAUUCCUGCCAAGGUGAUUCGGGUGGACCGAUUUUUGAAUGGACAGGACGCUAUUGGGAACAAGUAGGGAUUGUCUCGUACGGAAAAGGCUGUGCAGAUGCGGGCUAUCCUGGCAUUUAUACUCGAUUGUCAUACUACUAUCAUUGGAUAAACGAUAUUCUUCAAAAUCAAGACGAACAUUUGGAACCAUUGAAUCAAAUAACGAGACCUCCAAGUACGACGAUAAUCACUACACAACCAAUGACAUUUAGCCGUACACCUUCAACAACUAGCACAAGUAAUGGAAACAAAAAUUAUCAAAAUAUGUUUACUGUUGAAAUAAUUUUUCUCAUUGUGCAUGCUCUUCUGUUAUAUUACAGUGGAUUUUGA